AUGAGAAUCUUCAGAAGAGGAUGGUACACAGUUCACGCGGUAUUCUGCGUGCAUUUCACAGUUACGAUUGCUCGAAGCGACAAUCUACAUCCAGAUAAUUGGAAAACAGACGAGACGAGGCAACCUUUCACGGAAAUAGUUGAUGAUGAACCAUCCGUUGAAAUGAACUUCCAGAAGAAACUGAUCCCCAUAAAGGAACCUCGAAAGAAUCUUCGAAUAUUUGCACUGCCUUUGGAACCGGAUGCUGAAAUGUUGCCCCUCUAUUAUACGAGUGUCAAACCUCCUGGAGUCGAUCAUAUGGAACUGAAAUACGCCGAAUCCCAAGUUUCUCAAGUUGUGCCUAAAGUCGAAAAGGCUGAUGAUAUUAGACAAGUGGUCAAGAAGUCGAAAAGUAGAGAGGGUAACGAAGAAGGAUAUCGUGAAGUAUCUUCGUUUGAGAAGGGCCAGAAAGGGGAUAGUUUGAGGAAGAAGAAGAGGACUCAGCGCGUUGAAACUGGUGGAAAGAAAAAGGUUCAGCAUAAUCGAGGAAACAAUUCGGGGCAAAAAAUAAAACGGAUUAAAGGUAAGAAAGGAGGUAAUUAUCGGGUGAAAAGCAAUGAUCACGUGAAUUGUAAAGCGACUGGUUACUUAAACGUUUAUCACAAAGACGAAUACAAGAGAGAUCAUGAUUUUUACGACAACGAUGAUCAGGGAGGUCAUUCGAAGAAACAUGGACGAUAUAACGAGAAGCAUGUCGCCAUCGAGGGUAGAUACAAGAAGGGUGGUGCUCACGAUUCUGAUGAUGUCGAUGAAGCGAAACAUCAGAAGCAGAGGAACUCCCAGGAUAAACCGUUUUUUAGAACUCGUUUAGCUCUACCACCCGAUUACGAGAACGUAGUAGAUUUUAUGUGCGAAGCGUACUACAAAUAUGAACCCUUAAUCAUUAACAUCGGUCUGGCGGGCACAGAAGCGCCACCUAUCUGGAGAACUAUGAUGUUUGAUCAAGUAAAAGGGGGAUACUCGAUUAUUGCCGAGGAUCGUGACAAUUGCAUUAUUGGCGCUGCCUUAAAUUGCGUGGUGGAUUCUAGCGAUGCAGAAAAAAUGUAUUGUUUAGCAAAAUGUUGCGCGGAAGGUCCGAUGCGCGAUCUCAUCGAAUUUUUCGGCUUCGUUUCGGAGGCGCCCAAACUUUGGGAACGAUUUUGCAUUAUGACAGUCUUUGAACAAGCUAGUCUAGCAGUAAGGAAAGAUUUUCAAUCAUUGGGGAUCGGAAAAAGACUGAUCCAGGAGAGUUGGCACUUGGCACGCGAUUGUGGUUUCCGGUUAUUCAGGAUGGAUUGUAACAACAGUUUUUGUUCAAGAAUAUGUCAAGGGUAUCGGUGGGAAAUGAUUUGGCAUAUACCAUUCAGUCAAUACACGAGAAACGGUAAGGUUGUAUUUAAAUGCGUGAAGGAGCCGCAUACGGUGUGCCGAGUGUUUAUCGAUCGAUUACAAUAUUGUAAAACUUACUGCCCUCCUUAUAAAGAAUGUAAAUCACCUAUACCUCCUCCAGAGAAGUUUUAA
Apis laboriosa (Himalayan honeybee) is the source of this 1539-nucleotide messenger RNA. RefSeq lists its product as uncharacterized. Gene Ontology annotation, molecular function: N-acetyltransferase activity. The record is from RefSeq and is a predicted model, not a curated record. The transcript has 3 exons. NCBI's taxonomy places the organism in Eukaryota, Metazoa, Arthropoda, Insecta, Hymenoptera, Apidae. The coding region runs from base 1 to 1539 and encodes 512 amino acids.